Molecule: messenger RNA, 2159 nt
Organism: Pundamilia nyererei
Lineage: Eukaryota; Metazoa; Chordata; Actinopteri; Cichliformes; Cichlidae
Gene: cars2
Product: cysteinyl-tRNA synthetase 2, mitochondrial
Exons: 15
Coding region: 45-1748 (567 amino acids)
Biological process (GO): cysteinyl-tRNA aminoacylation
Cellular component (GO): cytoplasm
Molecular function (GO): cysteine-tRNA ligase activity; ATP binding
Source: RefSeq, a predicted model, not a curated record
CGGUGCGGUCACACCGCAGACUGCGCCUUCAAACCACGGCUGUGAUGUGGAAACAGGUGAGCUCGCUGCUGUGGAGGGCACCGGUCCCCGGACUUUCACCGGCGGUCACGGUCCGAUCCACGUCCCACGGACCCAGCUGCAGUGUGUCCGGGAGGGAGUGGGUGAGGCCUAGCGGCUUUGAUACGGGCUUGAAGACUUUUAACAGCCUGAGCAAACAGAAGGAGCCCCUGAUCCUGACAAGAGAGGGGGUCGCGACCUGGUACAGCUGUGGACCCACCGUGUACGAUCACGCUCACCUGGGUCAUGCAAGCUCAUACGUGAGGUUUGACAUCCUGCAGAGGAUCCUCAGCAGACUGUUUGGGAUCACCGUGAUCCAUGCCAUGGUCAUCACUGACAUCGAUGACAAGAUCAUCAGAAGAAGCUGGGAGGAAAACGUUUCCCCAGCCGCCGUCAGCGCAGUGUACGAGGACGAGUUCAAGAGGGACAUGCUGUCGCUGAAGGUGGUUCCUCCUGCAGUGUAUUUAAGGGUCACAGAGAAUGUGCAUCAUAUCGUUGCCUUUAUUGAGAAGAUCAUCAGAAAUGGACACGCUUAUGCCACGAAAGAAGGCGAUGUGUAUUUUGACAUUCAGUCCAUUGGUGGCAGGUACGGCAGGUUUGUGGGAGCUGUGGAUCCUCAGGGAGAGCCCGGCUCCUCAAACAAACGGGACCCGAGGGACUUUGCUCUGUGGAAACCGUCGAAACCUCGAGAACCAUACUGGGAGUCCCCGUGGGGCAGAGGAAGACCGGGCUGGCAUAUUGAAUGUUCUACCAUUGCUAGCUCCAUGUUUGGGGGACAGUUGGAUGUCCACUCUGGAGGGAUUGACCUGGCUUUUCCUCACCACGAGAAUGAGAUCGCUCAGAGUGAGGCGUAUCACCAGUGUGGACAAUGGGCAAACUACUUCCUGCACUCAGGGCACUUACACCUGAAGGGCAGUCCAGAGAAAAUGUCUAAGUCUUUAAAGAACUACAUCAGCAUCAAGGAUUUUCUGCGGUCUUAUUCUGCCAAUGAAUUCCGGAUGUUUUGUCUUUUGAGCAAAUACAGAUCAGCUAUCGACUACAGCGACAGCAGCGUGCUGGAGGCUCGCAGCACUCUGGACACCAUCUCCACCUUCUGCCACGAUGCUCAGGCCUACAUGAAGGGUCAGCUGCAGUGUUCACACGUGCAGGAGGAUUUGCUCUGGAGCAGGCUGGCUGAGACUAAAUCCACUGUGAUGUCCACUCUAGCAGAUGACUUUGAUACACCGAGAGCCAUAAGUGCUCUGAUGAAUCUGGUUUAUCACGGAAACUGCCAGCUUCAGCCUGUUUCUACGCCUGCUGGGGCGGCCCGCAGCCCCGCCGUGUUCGGAGCAAUGGUCACCUACGUCAGAGAUGUCUUGGAUGUGUUUGGCAUCGACCUGCACACUAAGGAGGCUGAGGUGCUGAGCAGCCGAGGCAGUCUGCAGCCGGUUGUGGAACAGCUGACUCAGUUCAGGAGCAAAGUUCGAGAGUUCGCGCUCGCUCGUCAGGACAGUUCAUCCACAGGAUCCCCGAGCAGAGCUGGACUGCACCCUGACAGACUCCCUCUGCUUAAAGCCUGCGAUGCCCUCAGAGAGGACCUGGCGCCCCUGGGUGUGCUGAUAAAGGAUAGAGGAGCCACCUCCACCUGGGAGAUCAAAAUGAGCGCGAGAGGACAAGGACCGGAGGACAAAGGCGAGGAGACGUCCAGCUGAAGGUUUUUUCCUUUCUAACAAUGAUUUGAGCUUUGUGGACUCGACGGAAAGACUUGGAACAACAAGAAAACAGCACGAUGCCAUAAAACAGAAGCUCAGGGUGCUGGACUCUUAGUUUGUUUCCUGAGCCACGUGCUGUACCUGCCUGUCACUGUGGCUCCACCUCUGUCAUGUUACAGACCUCCUUUAAUUUUAAAUCCGGUGGUUAUCCAGUACUGGACUAAAUCUGAGCUGCUGUAAUGCUCACAGUUGGCUGUACCUGCAGUAUCAUCAAGGUUUGAUACCCACCUCACCUUAUUCACCCCCCAAGGCUGAUGCUCACCAUCCUACAGCACCAGGAGCUGCAGAGGUCUGGCAGCAUUCUCCACCACUGUAUUUGGCAUUGAUACAUUAAAGUUUUGCUGAAAGUAC